Penicillium malachiteum is the source of this 1668-nucleotide messenger RNA. RefSeq names its product major facilitator superfamily domain-containing protein. Gene Ontology annotation, biological process: transmembrane transport. Gene Ontology annotation, cellular component: membrane. The transcript has 5 exons. Lineage: Eukaryota; Fungi; Ascomycota; Eurotiomycetes; Eurotiales; Aspergillaceae. Gene Ontology annotation, molecular function: transmembrane transporter activity. The record is from RefSeq and is a predicted model, not a curated record. The coding region runs from base 1 to 1668 and encodes 555 amino acids.
AUGGAUGGUCCAUCUUUGCAUCAACACAUUCGAACUAUCGAUACAUCAUCUGCACAUCAUCUCUCUUCUUCAUCAUCUAAAACCCCUCAUAUCUCUCAAAACUUAGUGAUUCCAGCAACACCAGAAGUACCAGAGGCUCCCUUAUCAAGCCAACAGACCUUUGAGCAAGUACCUUCAUAUGGCACGACUCAAUUUCGCCGAGUGACUGUAACCUCUCUUCUUUUACUUGCAAAUCUCGUACAGGUAAUGAUCGUAAACUUUGCUGGCGUCGCUGGUGGAAGCAAACUGAGCAGUGCAAUGGGUGUCAAAGACUCUUAUUCCUCAUGGAUGGCAGCUAGCUACGCUCUCACGCAAGGUGCAUUCGUCAUGAUUAGCGGCAGAGUGGGUGAUGUGUACGGCCAUAAACAACUAUUGUUGAUCGGCGGUGCAUGGCUAAGUCUUUGUACCCUGAUCGGAGCAUUCUGCAACAACUUCUUCGCCUUCAUUACGAUGCGAGCUCUGGCGGGUGUUGGAGGCGCAAUCAUUAUGCCUAAUGCUGUGGCAAUGAUCUCUGCAACAAACGCACCAGGCCGAAUGCGAAAUCUAAGUUUGGGACUGUUUGGAGCAUCAGCGCCAAUGGGAGGUUACUGUGGAGCUUUAUUCUUGGGAGCCUUUUUGGUGCAUACUUCCUACAAAUGGUUCUUUUUAUUCAUCUCUCUUCUCGGCGUUGUGACAUUCUUACCUCUCUGGGCUCUUGCACCCUCUGAACCACCAGUUGAUAAAAAUGGAACGAUUGAUUGGACUGGAUCAGCAUUGGGGACGAUAUCGUUGAUGCUGUUCAGCUUUGUGUGGAAUCAAGCACCAAGCGUCGGCUGGUCAACUCCAUAUGAGAUUGUCCUUUUGAUAAUUUCUGUCAUCAUGUUCGCUGCUUUCAUCUACUGGGAAAAGCACAUGGCUUCUGAGCCCAUCAUGCCUUUAGAUGCAUUCAAAGCCCCCUCUUUCCAGAUUCUCCUUCUGGUCAUCCUACUCAACUUUAUGGCCGUCGGAACCCUUAUUUGGUACCAAGUUCUCUGGCUCCAAGACAUCUGGCAGUGGUCAACUCUUCAUUUCGCAGCAGGCUGGAGCCCAUUCGUCGUCUGUGCUACAGCCGCAGCAUCGCUUGCAGCGUGGUUGAUUCCCAGAAUGGCAGCUCAGUGGAUUCUUGCUCUUGGUACCAUCGCGAUUCUACUUUCGAACCUAUUGAUGGCCACUCUCCCUGUAAAUCAAACCUACUGGGCUCAGGUUUUCCCAUCUGUUGUUCUCUUCUCAUUUUGUCCCGACUUUGUCUAUACAGCUGGUCAAAUCAUUGCCAGUAACUCAGUACAGCGACGUCAGCAAGGCGUUGCAGGUUCCAUUAUUGGCACUUUGAACCUAUACGGGAACAGUCUGGGACUGGGGUUCGCAUCUACAGUUGAAGUUCAGGUUGCUCGUCACUAUCAAAGUCGAAUCAUGGGUAUUAGAGGUGCCCUGUUCUUUGGUGUGGCUGUCAGUGCUAUUGCCUUGGUACUGGAUAUUUGCUUCGUGAGAAUGGUCAAAGAUGAGCGAGAGGGAUGGCAUGAGGAGGACCAGGCCUCUCUGAAUCAGAUUGAACUUCGUGAUCAAGCGGAGGCCACAGGAUCGGAGAUUCCAAUCGUUUCAUCCAGGGCUUAA